Messenger RNA from Malus domestica (apple), 1608 nucleotides. Lineage: Eukaryota; Viridiplantae; Streptophyta; Magnoliopsida; Rosales; Rosaceae. The record is from RefSeq and is a predicted model, not a curated record.
AUGGGCAGGGUUGGCAAGACGACCCUUGCUCGAGUCCUUUACAAUGAUGAUAAGAUGAAGGAGCACUUUGCCCUUAAAUCUUGGGCUUGUGUUUCAGAAGAUUAUGAUGCUAUUAUGGUGACUAAAACUCUUCUCGAGUCGGUCACUUCAAAACCUUGUAAUAUGAUAGAUUUUAAUUUGCUUCAAGUUGAACUUGGAGAACAACUGAGGUGAAAGAAAUUCUUAUUUGUGUUGGAUGACCUUUGGAAUGAGAAAUAUUCUGAUUGGAAGCGCCUCCAAACUCCUUUUACUUCCGGGGCAAGGGGAAGCAAAGUCAUCGUGACACCACGAAGUGAAAAUGUCACAUCUCUCAUGAGAAAUGUUCCCAUUCAAUGCUUAAAGCCUUUGUCGCAUGAAGAUUGUUGGAUGUUACUAGCAAAACAUGCAUUUGGAAACGAAAACCACAAUGCAAAUCCAACUUUGGAAGAAAUUGGCAAGAAAAUUGCACAUAAGUGCAAUGGUUUGCCUUUAGCAGCAGAAACACUCGGGGGUCUAUUACGUUGCCAGAGAGACUACAAGGAAUGGAAUAUAUUAUUAAAUAGUAGUCUUUGGGAGCUACCUUAUGAUAAAAGUGAUAUCUUUCCAGCUCUACGAUUGAGCUAUCAUUAUCUCCCUGCUCAAUUGAAACGAUGCUUUGUGUAUUGUUCACUAUUUCCAAAAGACUAUUUGUUCAAGAAGGAAAAUGUGGUUCUACUUUGGAUGGCAGAGGGUUUAAUUCCACAAGAUUUUAACGGGAAAAGAAUGGAAGUGAUGGCUAGAAAUUACUUUGAUGAACUUGUAUCUCGAUCACUACUUCAAAAUUCAGGGAGGCAUGGUUUCACAAUGCAUGAUCUUCUUAAUAACUUGGGUUGUUCUGCUCUCAUUGAACUGCCAACAGAUAUAAGACAAUUGAUAAACUUAAGGAAAUUAGCAUUGGCAGGUUGCUACUCCCUUACUAAAUUACCUGUAGAUAUAAGGGAAUUGAGUAGUUUGCAUUACCUCAGUAUCAACAGAACUAAGAUAGAAGGGAUGUCAGUGGAAAUUGGAAGACUAAAGAGUUUGAGAACCUUAACUGCUUUCGUUGUGGGGAAAUCUAUCGGGUCUAGCGUUGGAGAAUUAAGGGAGUUGCAGCAUCUUCAAGGAAGACUUUGUAUUUCAAAUCUGCAAAAUGUAGUUGAUGUUGUGGAUGCAUUGGAAGCCAAUUUGAAGGAUAAGAAAGAACUCAAGGACUUAGAGUUGGCAUGGGGUGAUGAGGACGCCGAUGAUUCCCAAAAGGAGAGAGAUGUGCUUGACAAGCUCCAACCUUGUGUAAAUUUGGAGAAACUGACUAUCAGAUUAUAUGGAGGAACUAGCUUCCCAAAUUGGUUAGGAAGCUCUAAUUCCCUUUCUAACAUACAGUUCAUGUGUAUCAGUGAUUCUUCUGAAAUUCAACCCAUUCAGUCUCUGAAGACACUAAUGUUUGAGAAUAUGCCAGAGUGGGAGGAUUGGCUAUCAAGUCCAAGUGGAGUGCUUGCCCAAAAUGCAAUAUCUUCGAAAUUUGACUCUCAGAAAUUGCCCAACACUGUUGUCAUUAGAGUUCCUAUCUUAUGA